AUGGUUAAGCGAGCCUCGUGUCCUUCAUCACUCUUCCAUACGUGGGAAACUUUUCUCCAAGAGAUAGAAGCGGAUGUUGUCGGCUUCAGUAAUGCAGCAACAUCGCUCGAGAGGUCGGUAGCUGUUCCGCUCGUGGAGAAGACCUUCCACAUGAAAGUCCAGGCCAGGAAGCUGUUCGCGCAUCGAGAAGGCUGCGAAGUUAUAUUGGGGAAGGCAGAUGAUCAACUUAAUAAGAGUCGACAAGAAUACAGAGCGGCCUUCCUAAACUACUGUGACAAUUCGAGCCCAGUCAACCUAGCAACGUACUACGAUUCGCAUAACAACUACGUACAGCAAUUGACGGCGACGAACGCAAUGAUUGAACAAUAUCAUAAGCAUACACUGCCGACUAUAUUACAGGAAUUGGAGGAAAUUUUAACGGACGUCACGACGGCCGUCAGCGAUGCUAUUUGUCAGGAGGGGGAAAUUAUCUCGGAAAAGUGCAACCAUCAGCUAAGAAGAUACGAGUCUCUUUGCGCCCAGGCUCGCGCAGUAUCCAGUACAGCUGAUUUGGCCCAUCUAGCCAGAACUCUACUGAACAACCAGCCACCUAUGAGGACCCCCAAAAGAGCAUUCCUGCCACCAUAUCCACCAGAACCUGAUGAUCCACCCAUUGACGUUCCAGCGGAAACAAUGCCUCCGGUACUGAGAGGAGAAAUGCUGCUAGAUCGAAUGGGAGGUGGACAAGCGAGACUCAACUACGAGCAAUUGAGAAAAGACGCAAUUGAUCUCGAAAUGCAAAUCAAACAGUUACAGGAGAGCUUGGAGUCGUUGAUUCGCCUUCAAAACCGAAGCAUUGAGACCAGCAUUUACAGCAAAGCGAACGAAAUUCAAGAAGAAAUAUCUAUAAAGAAGUAUGAUUAUAGAGCUACUCAACUACACCUCGCGGCAGUUAGAGCUCAGUCGAGUAAACAUAACUUAAUAGAAAUGGCAGGUGAAGCGUGCCGUUUUGUUUUUAAUGAAAUUUGUUUAUUAUUCGUCGUCAGCAGUGUUUACUUCAUAGAACGCGACCCAAAACUCAAAGGUGCCAAAAUCAUGAAACAAGUAUCAGCAAAGAAAAAUAGUUUAAAAUAUGACGACGAAAACGUCAGAUAUAAGCUAAAUACUCAGUAUUUCAAUAACAUUACAAAGUCUAAAUUAAAUAAUGACGACGAUGACAGCAUACGCUAUAAACUUGCUCCUGUACCCAAAACAAAAGCAUCUAACAAGAAACCAAAAAAAAAACCAACAAUAAAAGUGAACUUUUGGAGUAAUAAGCUAAUCUUGCAAAAAACCAAGCGAACAACAAAAAACUCACUAAAACACAGACAUACAAUAGAUGUCACAGAUAGUGUGGAACCAAAUAAACCAACAAAUCCUGUUGUGAAAAUUCGGAAACAUGUAUCUUUUCUUCCGUCACCAAUUUUCACUGAAGACCAUGUACCAAUGGUCACAGUUCCAGAUGACUUAACAAUUCAGCUAAAUACUACCAAAAAUCAGUCUAUAGGCAAAUUAAACUUGGAUAAUGUACAGAAUGAAAAAGAUAUCAACAAAUUGCACGAGCAAAGCAGAAAGAAAUCCAGAUCUUCAACGACACAAACUAGCCCAAGAAGCCCAAAAGGACCAAAUAAUGACUCUCAAACAAUUUGGGGGAACGAGAAUGAAUUAGAUUUCUUCUCUAAGUAUGUUGUACAGAAAUUAAGACGCAUGGAAACGAAUCAACGCAUUUAUUCAGAAAAUCUAAUCAAUACCGUGCUAAUGCUAGGUCAGCUGGGAAAGUUGAAUGUCAAAUCACACAUAGGUGAAACAUAG
Messenger RNA from Leptosia nina, 1830 nucleotides. The record is from the annotation of a GenBank genome assembly. Lineage: Eukaryota; Metazoa; Arthropoda; Insecta; Lepidoptera; Pieridae.